AGUCGCAGUAUAUAUGUGGGCCAUUGUCAGUGCAUGUCGCAUCUGUUAGUUUUUCUCAGGGUAGGUAGUCGGACCAAGCAGCAAAACGUUGAACGGUAUACUGUAGUUGCACAGACCCGGAAUCAUGAAGGUGCUGCUGGUGAUCGCUUUGGCUCAGCUGGCCGUCGGCUUUGAGCUGACCGACCCCGAUUGGGUCGCCUUCAAGAGCGCUCAUGGCAAAGCGUACUCGCACCCCGCCGAGGAGGCCGCCCGUCUGGCCAUCUUCAAGGACAACCAGCGUCUGAUCGCCGAGCACAACACCGGCAACCACUCCUUCAAGCUGGGCGUCAACAAGUUCGCCGACCUCACCAACGCCGAGUACCGCCAGCUGCUCGGCCACAGGGCGGCCGAGAGGCGCGGCCUAAAGGCGUCCGUCAAGCACAUGAAGAGGGGCGUCACUGAGGCCACCGUAGACUGGCGUGAUUACGGUGUGGUGACGUCGGUCAAGGACCAGGGGAUGUGCAGCUCACCCUGGGCGUUCUCGACCACCGGCGCUGUGGAAAGCAUGUGGGCCCUGGCUGGAAACCCGCUGAUUGCGCUUAGCGAGCAGCAGCUCGAAGACUGCUCCUACAGCUAUGGAAACACGCCCUGUGGCGACGGCCUGGCGUCAAACGCCUUCGAGUACCUGGUGGACGAGGGCGGCAUCAUGUCGGAAGCUGAUUACCCGAGCACCAUGGCGUCGUACCCGAACUGCAACUACGACCCGGCCAAGGCGACCGCCAAAAUCUCCUCCUGGGUGCAGAUCCCCGAGGGCGACGAGUCCGAGCUGGAGGACGCCGUCGCCAACGUCGGACCGAUAGCCAUCCGCACCGACGCCUCCCACUUCUCCUUCCAGCUGUACUCCGGCGGUGUGUACAACGAGCCGCACUGCUCCAGCAGCCGCCUGGACCACGCCAUGCUGGUCGUCGGCUACGGCACCGAGAACGGCCAGGACUACUGGCUCGUCAAGAACUCGUGGGGCACCGGCUGGGGUCUCAGUGGCUACAUCAAGAUGAGCAGGAACGCCGGCAACCAGUGCGGCGUGGCCACCGACGCCAACUACCCCUUGCCGUAAACACCUCGACAUUAUGGCAUAUGGCAAUGCUAAGCAUUAGGUAUCUGGGUGUGCAAUUUGUGCUCGACAUCACUUGCGAAAGCAUUCCUGAACAUAUUUUCUUGACUGUGUUCACAAAAUGUUAUCCUGCGAAAUAAAACCCGGGCGACGACGUAACGAUCGAACGAAACGGAGUAAACUACAAAAAGUGUGAAUGAUGAAAGGCAAAAUAGUCAAAACUAAGGUAUCCAUCGGCCACAUAUAGGGGAGAGCGGGGAGAGUUGUAUCAUGUCCAAGUUGUAUCAGGGCGAAUUGUGCCAAACUUAUCCAAUAGAUAGCGCUCGUGACACGACCAGCCGACGAGGUUUUCCGGGCGCCAUCUUUCCCUGUUUUGUCGUGUGGCUGGGUGGACGCGUCUCGAGGUGAGAGCCGAUUUUAUGUUUUUUUAAUGUCAUUCUAAAAAAUUGAGUUGCAAGAAAAUGUGUGUUUUGGGCAUUUAGAUGUGCACGAAUUUCAAAUAUCUCCGUAGCGGUGGUGAGGGUAGGUUCUAAGGCUGCGUUAGUGAAAAUGGAUUUCUCCAGCUGUCCGCUGUUUUUGAGCACGAGGAUGUUUUUUCCAAGAUGGCGGCGAGGUACAUGUUGUAUCAGAGCCGGGUGGGGUAUGUUGUAACAUGUAUGUAUGUAUGGGUAUGUUGCUUUUGAUCGCGAAAGCUAAGCCCUGUCUCGCGUUUGUAGGUAGCUAGUCAAUACUCGUUCCAUUUCGGCACAAUGUGUUGGCUUCUUUGCUCUCAGCGGGCCACUUUUGCAUCUAGUCUGUUGAUGUUUCGUUCGCUUCGAUGUUUCGUUCGGAUUGCAUUGACCUAAGUUUGGUCUCAUAAAAGUGAAGCCUUUGAGCAUAUACAUUGUAUUAACCCCA
This is a messenger RNA of Amphibalanus amphitrite, 1987 nucleotides long. Its product is annotated as procathepsin L-like. Gene Ontology annotation, molecular function: cysteine-type endopeptidase activity. Gene Ontology annotation, cellular component: lysosome. NCBI's taxonomy places the organism in Eukaryota, Metazoa, Arthropoda, Thecostraca, Balanomorpha, Balanidae. Bases 125 to 1093 code for a protein of 322 amino acids. The transcript is spliced from 4 exons. The record is from RefSeq and is a predicted model, not a curated record.